Messenger RNA from Trematomus bernacchii (emerald rockcod), 758 nucleotides. RefSeq lists its product as uncharacterized. The record is from RefSeq and is a predicted model, not a curated record. Gene Ontology annotation, molecular function: protein dimerization activity. The transcript is spliced from 3 exons. Bases 7 to 741 code for a protein of 244 amino acids. Lineage: Eukaryota; Metazoa; Chordata; Actinopteri; Perciformes; Nototheniidae.
AAGAUCAUGCCACAUGUAGACAUGCUGUUUAGCCAACUGCAGAAGAGGAACAUCGACUCUGUCUACAUCACAGGACUCAUCAAGAGGUUCACCAGCAGCAUACAAACAAUCAGGGACUCCAUUCCUUCUGGUGAAAGCAGUGGAUCUCAGCAGCUGCCCACAAAGAAACGGAGGGGACUUGGACAUGAAGAGCAACAGCUGUUGGCUAGAGAGGUAUGUGAUACCAUACUGAGUCACGCAAAGGAGAGAUUUUCCUUCACCAAACACCUCAUCAGCUCCACCCUCCUGCAAGGAGACCUGUUCCAGCAGCACAGCCGAACAUUCCCUGAAGCAGCGCUGGAAACAACUGUGGAGGCCUACCCUCUACUGGACAAGGCAAAGCUCAAGACGGAACUGUCCCUCGUCUAUGACAAUGACCAGUUCAGGGCUUGCAGUGGUGCUGUUACUCUGCUCCAGUUCUUCCUUGACAAUAAUCUGCAGGAGACAUUUACAGAGACUGUCAGUCUUCUGAAGGUUCUUGUAACCACACCCAUGGCUACGGCUGAGGCAGAGAGGUGCUUUUCCACUCUGAAAAGGAUAAAGACUUUCUUGAGGAACAGCAUGACACAGGAUCGCCUGAAUGCUCUGGCUAUGCUGUCAAUUGAGAAAAAACUCAUUAGGAGCAUUCCUGACUUCAACACCAGAGUCAUUGAGAGGUUUGCCACUCAGAAGGAGAGAAGGGCAAAAUUCCUCUACAAAUAGACACACACACACACACA